AUGCUGCGUUCAUACAUCAAGGCUGCUAGGCUUCACCGUUGGCUCGCUCGAACAGAUUGUCCGCCCGCUAUCCAAGAGUGCAGGGCUCUGUUUGAUAAAGUAUAUGCCCCAAAGGCAGUAUUGCGCGCCUCGCUAAAGUUUGAUGGUAUUGUUUACUGCAGGGCAUCUACGCACAUGGGGAACAGCCAGAUUUUUUUCUAUCCCAACGGAGAUAAAUCAUUGACUCCUGUUGCCGCUAGUAUCAAAUAUAUCUAUGGUACGCUGACAGGAGAAAUGUUGUUUGCUGUACAGCGACAUCUCCUGUUAGACAACAACCGUACUAUCGACCCCUUCUCGAUGUAUCCCGAUUUUCCGGCCAAAUUGUACUCGACCAACUUCCAGAGUCGUCUCGAAAAAGCCAAGGUGUCCUGGGUAGUCAGUCACUUCGCGCGGUGGGCGGUUUCUGACAGUCAUAUAGUGAUUCUUUCUGUAUCUCGUGAUUGA
Suillus bovinus is the source of this 483-nucleotide messenger RNA. RefSeq lists its product as uncharacterized. The record is from RefSeq and is a predicted model, not a curated record. The coding region runs from base 1 to 483 and encodes 160 amino acids. The transcript is spliced from 2 exons. Lineage: Eukaryota; Fungi; Basidiomycota; Agaricomycetes; Boletales; Suillaceae.